AGUGGGUUGGAUUGCCUCCUAACCUAUUGUUUAACUCUUUGUUUCGGUUCUGUAUUUUGUUGUUGGAUACAAUGUGUUCUCCAAAUUUCUUCAGUAGAAAUAGAUUGGUUACUCUGGCCUUUACGGGGUCUAUAGGUAUGACCUUGGUCAUCCUAGCCUGCGCGUUACCAGAUCCAACAGUGUGGUGGCCAUUUUUUGUCGUCUUGUUCUACGUGUUGGCACCCCUGCCUACAAUCCUGGCGAGACGGUACACCGAACACACUGGCUCAUCCAACAGCUCAAUUGAGUUGGCGAUCUUCAUCACCAUGGGGUUUGUUGUCUCAUCUUUUGCACUACCAAUGGUUUUGGCACGGUCGCCUGAACCCACGCCUACUAUAUCAUGGAAUGCCUGCUAUCUCACACUGCUAGGCAAUGUGAUUGUCUACAUGACGUACAUCGGGUUCUUUGUGACUCUUUACCAGGAGGACAGUGACUACAGUAUGUGGUGAUGUGACAAUUCUGUGAUCUGACUUCUAGUCCAUCAAUUACGACUAAAUACACCUUCGUUCCAUUCUUCUCAUAACUCUUGUGUUAUUGUCGUAAAGAAACAUCUCAUUUUAUAUGAACUUUUUAUUUGUAAGAUUAGAGAUAUUCGUUUGUAACUGUGAAAAAACGGAAAAAAGGUGUUCGGAAGAAUUUUAGAGGAGUUUAAUUUAAAUUUGGUUGUGCAGUUUAACAUUAUUUUAGUAUCACAUGUCUUUAUAUGAACCAGUUUCGCUAUGAUAACGUGGAACUUAUAUCUUAGUUGUAAUCUAUGUGCAUAGUGACAAAUUUCACCGAUAUUAGUAUUGUUAUUCUUUUCUAGUAUGUAUAUUUUAUUUAUUGUAUUAUUGAGAGCUUUUGUGAGUUUAAUAUAAUAAAUUAAUCAGGCGUUAAGUCUUUUUUUCUAUGUAUGGAUCUUAAUUUUAUGUAUCUUAAUUGUGUAUAUUUAGAAAUAAAGUUCCAUUUAC
Messenger RNA from Macrosteles quadrilineatus (aster leafhopper), 989 nucleotides. Its product is annotated as leptin receptor gene-related protein. NCBI's taxonomy places the organism in Eukaryota, Metazoa, Arthropoda, Insecta, Hemiptera, Cicadellidae. Gene Ontology annotation, biological process: late endosome to vacuole transport via multivesicular body sorting pathway. Bases 72 to 488 code for a protein of 138 amino acids. The record is from RefSeq and is a predicted model, not a curated record. The transcript has 4 exons. Gene Ontology annotation, cellular component: endosome.